AUGGAUAUUUACGCUGAAUAUCCCCUUCCUGAGAACGGCUUUAUCCGAAUAGCCACUAUCCAUCCUGGAGAUUCGCAAGAUGAGAUCAAAAUCAGUUUGACUGUCGUCGAAUUCCUCGAGGCUAAUCCUCCCAGAUAUGAGGCUCUCUCUUAUGUGUGGGGGUCAGAAGAUGAUCCAGAAGCUAUUCGAAUUAUAGUAGACACGGAAAGAACUUUUAUGUUCCCCGUAACGCAGAAUCUGUCCACCGCACUACGAUAUCUACGCCGAUUAUCAGAGCCCAGGAUCAUAUGGGUUGAUGCAAUAUGCAUUAACCAGUCAAGUAAUAUCGAGAAGGGCGAACAAGUCAUGAGAAUGGGAGAUAUUUUUCGAGCAGCGAGUCGCGUUAUCGGAUUUCUGGGCGAAGAAAACAACGAUAGUUCUCACGCAAUGAACAUUAUGUCUUACAUUGGUUCUCAAGUUGACGUGAAUUGGGAAUUUUUAAAUAUGCGGCCGGCAAAUAAUUGCACAGACCCGAUGAUUAGUGACCAGAAUUGUGUCCUACCGAUGACAACAAGAGACAUGUGUGCAAUAUACCACAUAUCGCAUCGCAACUGGUUCGAGCGACUUUGGGUCAAGCAGGAGAUAAUACUUGCUAAUAGCUAUGCUAUAUUGCAAUGUGGCACAGCAGAGACGAGCUGGAUAGCAUUUCGAAGAGCAUUGUUUUGCCUCUUCGAUCUUCGCGAUCAGAUCACUUUUGACGUCAGCCGAUAG
This is a messenger RNA of Daldinia childiae, 750 nucleotides long. Its product is annotated as Heterokaryon incompatibility protein 6, OR allele. The record is from RefSeq and is a predicted model, not a curated record. NCBI's taxonomy places the organism in Eukaryota, Fungi, Ascomycota, Sordariomycetes, Xylariales, Hypoxylaceae. The transcript has 2 exons. Bases 1 to 750 code for a protein of 249 amino acids.